UUAGUUAGGCUCUUAGCUAACCUUUAGCAACUCCACUGGCUACUCAAGAGCUGCAGACAUGGAGCUUCUGUCCAAUGCCCCGGCGCACCACUCCGUGCCGGACAAGUAUGUCUUCCCGCCCGACAACGACGAGUGCGCUGCCCUGCUCGCCGACGACUACAGUCCCGACGUCGCCUUCCCCGUCAUUGACCUGCACGGGCACGGCGGCAGUGACCUCCCCAUCAUCUCUAACGGUCGCCGUCGCCAGCUCGCCUCCGAGAUCAUCCGGGCCGGCAAGGAGUUCGGCUUCUUCCAGGUGGUGAACCACGGCGUGGGAGAGGGCGUGGUGAGGAGGUUCCGGGGGGCGAUGGAGGAGUUCUUCGCGAUGCCGGCGGAGGAGAAGCUCCCCUACUGCUCCUACGACAGGAGCAAGCGCUUCCGGCUCGCCACCGGCACCACCUACGACCGCGGCGAGACUAGCUACUGGCGCGACUACAUCAAAUUCCGCUGCUACCCGGCCUCGGAGGAGAACGCGAGGCACUGGCCAUCCAAGCCGUCCAACUUCACGCCCAGCCUCAUGGAGUACUGUGCGGCAGUGGACGAGCUGGCCCAGACCAUCCUCCGUCUGAUCGCUGAGGGCCUCGGCCUGGAUGGCAGCUUCUUCGCCGGCGAUCUCAGCGGCGGCGAUACCCACAUGAGCGUCAACUACUACCCACCGUGCCCAGACCCAACCGUGACGAUGGGCCUACUGGCGCACUGCGACCGCAACCUCCUCACCGUGCUCUCCCAGGCCGACGUUGCAGGCCUCCAGGCAAGGCACGACGGGAGGUGGCUCCUCGUUCGCCCCAUCCCAGGUGCGUUCGUCGUCAACUUCGGCCACCAGAUGGAGAUUGUCACCAACGGAGUACUGGCCAGCGUGAAGCACCGCGCCAUCACCAACUCCACCACAACGAGGAUGUCGGUGGCCGUGCACCCCACAGACGGGUGCCGCAUCAGACCGGCGUCGGAGAUGGUGGACGACGCGACCAAUCCGGUCAAGUAUAGGGAGUUCCUCUUCAAGGAGUUCAUGGAGGCAUACGACGCGGCAGACGCCAACAGCGACCAAGUGCUCAAGUCCUUCAAGAUCCACCACGACUAGGUCCAUGGCGAGCGACCAACUCUGUUGGGUUUAGUCCCACAUCAGUUGUGGGAGGAGACAUAACACGGUUUAUAAGGAUGAGGGUGUCCCCUCCUAACAGGCUAGUUUUUUUUGGGGGGGGGAGAGGGCCCAAGGCCUGUCAUAAGUCGGUGUUGCUCUCCGGUUGGGCCUGUUGACGCAUGUGAAUCGAAAACGCUGGUGUUAGCGGACCCGGGAUUGUUGACCCGGGAUUGUUCGGUCUGUGAAGGGACGUGCGUGCAAGCACUCCACCCCACUACUACGUGCAUGCGCAGGUCACAUCCACCAUGCACACGCAUUAUU
This is a messenger RNA of Hordeum vulgare subsp. vulgare (domesticated barley), 1438 nucleotides long. RefSeq names its product 2'-deoxymugineic-acid 2'-dioxygenase-like. The transcript has a single exon. The coding region runs from base 59 to 1117 and encodes 352 amino acids. Lineage: Eukaryota; Viridiplantae; Streptophyta; Magnoliopsida; Poales; Poaceae. The record is from RefSeq and is a predicted model, not a curated record.